CACACACACACACACACACGCACACACACACACACACACACACGCAGCCUCCCCUCUCUGUUACCGAACAUCAGCGUCGUGUGGACCCCCUGCCUCCCUCCCUCCCCUUCUCGCCCUGCCGCGAGAGCGACGCACGUAUCCGUUCAUAACCUCCGCCAUUAUUCAUCACCCCUCCUCCCCCGCCCCUCUCCUCCCGUGGUGCUGUUUUUUUUCUCGCUUUCCUUUCCUCGAGCUCCUCGCCUCUCUUCCUCCUCCCCUGCAGGGUCUCCACAGAGCCGCUUCCCUUCUCCUCGGCCGGGCUAAUUUAACGCCUCGCCCUCCCUCCUUCUCCCCGCCUCGCGCUCGCUUGUGCCAAGCCCAGACCAAAACACAGUGACCUCACAGAGCUAACUGCUACCUGAGCAAACGUGUUCAUAUGCGUGUUUGUGUGUGCGUGUGUGAGAGGUCAUGUCGGGAAUGACGAGCGGCGUGUGUGUAGAGAGUGACCUCUCCUCGAUGCUGCAGAGAAGCUCUGCCCCCUCUCACCAUCACCCAAAUCACCAUGGUUACGGCGGUCAGGGACAGGUGUCGGGCCUAGCGCCGAUGCUCGACUACACCACUGAGAUGGACCGGUACCGCUCAUCCAUCGCCACCUUCUACAAGACUAACGUCAACAUGAACAUGAACGUGACAAACUUCCCACAAUCAGCCAAACUGGCGGCUCGUCUGGCGGCCGCCGCUCCUAUCUUUCCCCCCACCGCUGCCAGGCUGGGUGCCAUGGCGACAGCCCCAUGGGGUUGCCAUGAUAACAUGAACAUGAACAUGAACCACCCGGCGGCCAUGUUCUGGGGCAGGCCCAAACCUGUAGCUACAGCGCCAACGCACCACCACCACCAUCCCUCGGCGACGCCAGGUCACAUGACCUCUUCGCACCCCCACAGCAGCAGCAUGCACCAGAGCAGUGGGGGGUCUGGAGGGGGAGGAACCGGUGGUGGAAGUGAAGGGGGAGGAGCUGAGAAACAUGGACACACUGCGUCACUUCCUGUUAGCCAGGGAACAGCACACCAUCACCCCAUAGCGCCUAGCAACGGGAACUUUCUCCCCGGUUACAGCGGCGGGGCAGACUGUGGCGUUAUGAACAAGCAGGGACACGCCCACCCGGACAUGAUGGGCCUAUCAGAGGGCGGCAACUGCAAUGGGGGAGGAGUAAUGAGUGGUGGCUUCCUGGGGGGGCUGGGAUUACCCCCCGGGGUCAUCGUCAUGGCAAUGGGAUCCGCAGGUGGCGGGAUUUCAGAUGCCAGCAGCGCUUUUCAGAUGACGAGCGGCCAGCGGGCGCUAACGGACUGCCAGCAGCACACCAACUCCUCCCCAUGCCCCUCCUCUUCCUCCCCUUCAUCAUCAGGGGUGACAGCGGGGGGUGUCUCCCUCUCCUCGUCAUCUUCAUCAUCGUCAGGGACAGUGGCGAAGAGGAAGCGGAAGCGGUGUGGCGUAUGCGGGCCGUGCAGACGACUGAUCAACUGCGGCGUCUGCUCGUCCUGCCGCAACAGGAAGACGGGUCACCAGAUCUGCAAGUUCAGGAAGUGUGAGGAGCUGAAGAAGAAGCCGGGAGGAGGAGGUGGGGUGCUGGAGCGGCCGCCCUCCGUCCCAGCCGGUGAGGCGUUUCGCUGGUUCUUCUAGCCUUUCCUUCACCAGUGGAGUCACCAACACAGACACACCUGGACUGAAUGAAAUUCAGCCAGAGGACUUUGGCGUCUCGGACUGAACCAGAGCAGGACUUUGUGCGGAUAGCCCAGAAAUCCUGCAUCGACUGGAUGGAGGAAGAGGAGGAAGAAUCACAGGAAGUAGGAAGGCUUCAUCAGAAAGGUUUAAUGCUUUGUCAAAGGGGAUUUAAAGGUAAAAUAUGAUGCAGUUGUCAAAUUGACUCCCCACAUGAAUGGUCUUCUGCUCACCAGCUAUUAAUGCCCACCGUCCCUUCAAAUCAGCUGCAAGUCAUCUUGACACCUCAAUGGUCCUUUAUUCACUUUAUAUUUGGGUUUUUCCAAUCCGGUCAUGAAAUGACAAAUUUGUGCCUCUGCAUGACCAAAGGCAUCUGUUGCCUUUGGUCAUGCAGUGGCAAAAGGCAUUGAGUCACCAGAUAUAUUUCUAGUGCUUCAGUGCCUGAAACACUAGAAAUAUAUCUUAUCUAAUUUGCAAAAGUGGAUUUGCUCCAUCUUUGCAAUCCUAGUGAGAUAUGUUUAUAUGGGUCUAUUAAACACUGCAGUGAUUUAUCAGCAUUAAACCAGAAUUAAUGACCCUUGGGACAACUUAACCGUCUCUGGGUUCAUGACUUACUGGUCUAGUUUUCAGGCCGAAUAUCAGUUUUUCACCAUGGGAUCGAUCCUUGGAGCAGCUGGAAGUCUUACUGGGAACCAGAUUACAGGAUUGCCUGAGUGGGACCAUAAGUUAUCGUUUGUUAACCCUUUAGGCUCGUCAGUGUUAUGUUUUUGUCCCAGUUACGUCGUAAACAUUGCUAAAUUCAGAGGUUGUCGAUGCUCAAAGUGUCAGGCAGAGGUUUGCUCAGCAUCUCUACGUAUUGGGGAAGAUUUUAUUAAAGGUCUUGGAUCUAAACCAAGACCAAGAACACUCAGGGGAUCAGAAAGGACUCUGACUAAACCAUUCAGUACAUUUCUAGUUGGUAGAGACGUAGAUGCUUCUGGAAGUACAAGAAGAGACUUUAAACUGUUGCUUUAUUCGGUUUGACAGAGGGAGGAUGGAAAAUCUUCAUCCUGUUUGAGAAAACCAGACUAAUCUGUCUUAUCUUUCAAAUUACAACUCUGGAGUCUGAUGCUUUGAUUGAUUAAACUUAGAAGUGACUAAAAAGUCCAGAUAAAAAACCCAGUAUCAAACUUUUCAGCAACACAAGAGCAUUAACCAUUUCCUCACAGACCUGCAACCUUUUCCAUCCGUGGGAGAAAAAGCCUUCCUCCUCUUCUUCCUCAUCCACCCAACCUAACCACUAAUCCCAUUGUAGCAAAACCCAGGAAGAUUCAGGACUCAGCCGCAGAGACUCCUUCAGUUUGACCAAAACCGGCUGACAAGCUGACCUCACAGAGGAUUCACAAACUGACCUCAGCAGGAAGUGAUCCAAGACUGUUAAUAUGGACUACAAGUUCCCCUCAGUAGGACUACAAUAACCACAUCACUGUUACCAUCUCUUCUGUCUACCUCCUCCUUAAGGACUUUAAACGGCACCUUGGUUGACUUUUUCUGGGCGGCGUUUCUGCUGCUACAUCAGGAGCUGCUUCUUAACUGUCUUGGUGGCCCAGAAGUUAUUUGGUUCAUUUGAAUCUGGAAAAUUAAAGAGUUGUGAUAAUUUAUUGGGUUUGUGUCGAUGGAAGGCUCCUAAAGGUCCAGUCGGUUUUAUAAGGCUGAAGGAACCAUUUUACUGCUUUCUGGUUCCUCUAAUUGAAGGUUUUGAUGUUUUACCGCCACUAAUUCAGCUUGUUGGGCCCAACAGAGAGAGUUCAGAACCAGCUCCUGUUUUCCCGUAUCAGCUGAACAUUGAACCAUGUGGUGGACCAACAGAAGCGCGAAUGCAGCGUGGGAAUUCGCAGCGACGCUCUGGGUCCCCCGAGCAGAACUCUGGGACCUCCGGGAACCGAGCGGAAAGAGAUCGGAUCAUUCCACACUGCAACUGUGUCAUUUCCCGUUUGUCGUUUGACAACACGCUCAGUGAUUCCUUGUACACACCGAGACAUUCUCAUUAAAAUUUUAUCUUGAAAGCUCA
Poecilia latipinna (sailfin molly) is the source of this 3745-nucleotide messenger RNA. Its product is annotated as CXXC-type zinc finger protein 5. The transcript is spliced from 4 exons. Gene Ontology annotation, cellular component: nucleus. The coding region runs from base 448 to 1656 and encodes 402 amino acids. Lineage: Eukaryota; Metazoa; Chordata; Actinopteri; Cyprinodontiformes; Poeciliidae. The record is from RefSeq and is a predicted model, not a curated record. Gene Ontology annotation, molecular function: zinc ion binding; methyl-CpG binding.